Leptomonas pyrrhocoris is the source of this 462-nucleotide messenger RNA. RefSeq lists its product as hypothetical. The coding region runs from base 22 to 462 and encodes 146 amino acids. The transcript has a single exon. Lineage: Eukaryota; Euglenozoa; Kinetoplastea; Trypanosomatida; Trypanosomatidae. The record is from RefSeq and is a predicted model, not a curated record.
GAAAUCGUCCACACAGUGCUCAUGAAGAGCAUGCGCGCCACCUCCACGAUGUACGGGUGCCGGAGGUUUGUGCGUGCGUGUGGUGCCUGCCGCCACGCGGUGCGGGGUGUGUCGGCGGAGGCGUCCGCUGCGGGCGGCGGUGCCCGGGCUGCCGUAGGGCAGAUGUACGCGCGGUCGCAGACGAGGCGCGAUCCUUUCCUGCGCGAGGGUACGGCGACGAGCCGUUUCUUCCGCGCGUACCGGGCGCGACUGCCGUUUCCGGUGCGCAUGUCUGGCAUCUUCCUGCUGGGGUUCUCGUUGGGGCUGGUGAUUGAGGUGUUUGCGUGCAAGACGCACCUGUACGAGAGCGUGAUGAUGAAGAAGGACGCGCGACGACACGAGUUUGACGAGUUCGUUGUCGACUUCCGCCAGAAUGUGGAGCGGUGGCAGCGGGAAGACAUGGGCAAGCGUCCGGGCAGCUGA